Messenger RNA from Pelobates fuscus (common spadefoot toad), 1394 nucleotides. RefSeq names its product V-set domain containing T cell activation inhibitor 1 (gene VTCN1). Gene Ontology annotation, cellular component: external side of plasma membrane. The record is from RefSeq and is a predicted model, not a curated record. Gene Ontology annotation, molecular function: signaling receptor binding. The transcript has 6 exons. Bases 95 to 916 code for a protein of 273 amino acids. Lineage: Eukaryota; Metazoa; Chordata; Amphibia; Anura; Pelobatidae. Gene Ontology annotation, biological process: regulation of cytokine production; T cell receptor signaling pathway.
CAUACCUGGCUACUGAUGGCUCUAAAUACAUUCCAUCGAGUGCGGCUAUCACACAGCACCUGCCAGGGCUGGUGUCCCCAGAGAGGCUCAGAAAAUGGCCACCAUUGGCCAGGUGAUCUUCAGGAGUAUGAUAGCUAUCAUCAUUAUCCUGGUCGCUGCUAUCGCCUUGAUCAUUGGCAUUGGGGUGUCAGGUCAGGAUUCUUCCUCGGUGGUAACGAAUGACGCUGUAGGAAAAAUUGGAGAAGACGUGAUUUUGGGUUGCUCUUUUCCGGCUGCGAAAGACAGUCCGAACAUCCUGUGGGAGAAGGUGGGAGUGAACAGUUAUGUGUACAAAUACGAGAAUGCCGCCGCUGUGCUUUCUGGUCAGAAUGCCGGUUUUAAAGGACGUACAUCACUCUUCCUCAACCAACUGACAUCCGGAAAUGCUUCUCUGUUUCUCAGCAAUCUCGAACUUUCAGAUGCUGGUGAAUACAAGUGCACAGUGACCAAUUCCAAUGGCAAUGGAGUGGGCAAGCUCACUCUGCAGGUUGGAGGUUUCAGCGAUCUGACAAUAACUGGCGUCCCUCCAAACACUCUGCUUUGUGAGUCUCCCAGUUGGUACCCACAACCUUCAGUUACAUGGAGCAAUAAGACUGGAAAUACCAUCAGCCUGGUCAAUCUUACCAACACCACCUUCACACCUUCAUUAUACAACAUGUUCCAGGUGAACUCCAGCCUUAAGGAAGUCCAGCGGAAUAUUCAGUACACGUGUGUAAUACAGAAUCAGCUGGCCAAAGCUGAGGGAGAUGUUAUAUGGACAGCUUCUGGUGUCAAAACACAGACUCGCCUGGACAUUAUCAACUCGGCAGAUAUUCCAUUACCUCCUUUAUGUCUACUUUGUGUCCUCUGCUUUCAGCUUAUAUCUCAGCUUGUCUGAUGGACAUAAUGUGGUCAGAGCAGUGCAAGUUCACAGUAUGGACCCACAGACCUUUCCACAUGGAUGGAAAAACAGACAUUUGCUGAGACAAACAUUAAGGUCCGUUUGGAUGAAUUUCCGUCUACAGCUUUUAUUCUGGUUCUUUUCUCGGGUCUUCGUAUUGCACAUCGACUGUCACAAUUUGUUACCGGCUCAUUGGGGGGCGCUACUGAGACUCUCCUGUCUGACGCUUCGUGGGAGUUUAUCUGUGAAUUUAGAUGAUUUGACAGAUCCAGCAGAGAUAUCUACUUUCAACUCUACAAAAACCAUAAUAUGACCUACAUGUCAAGGGCAAUCCUAUCUACAGCUUUAAACUUAAUGUGAUAUAAUAAUGUUACCCACCCAGGGGCAAUCCUAUCUACAGCUUUACCCUUACCAUGAUAUAACCCUCCCGGGGCAAUCCUAUCUACAGCUUUACCCUUACCAUGAUAUAACCCUC